CUCUGGUUGUUCGGCUCACAGUGUGGAGCGGGUAGGGGGGUCAUAAGGUGAGAAGAGCGGCGUGUGAUAUAAAGAAGAAGAACAAUUCAAGCAACAUCGCAACCCAAAUUUAUUUUUCGUCCAGUUGUACAAGCCAAACCUCCGCUGGGAAGCAUGGAGAGGAAAAGGUGGGAGUGCUCGGCUCUCCCAAAUGGUUGGAAAAGGGAAGAAGUGACCAGAAAGUCGGGCUUGUCCGCGGGGAAAAGCGAUGUCUAUUAUUUUAGUCCCACAGGAAAGAAAUUUCGGAGUAAGCCCCAACUGGCCCGUUAUCUCGGCAGCUCCAUGGACCUGAGCUCCUUCGACUUUCGUACUGGCAAAAUGAUCAUGAGCAAACUGAACAAAAACAGACAGCGCCUACGCUAUGAGCACAGCGGUCAGAACAGGGGUAAGCCUGAUUUAAACACCUCUCUCCCGGUGCGACAGACAGCGUCUAUCUUCAAGCAGCCUGUUACAAAAGUCACAAACCAUCCCAACAACAAAGUCAAGACAGACCCACAAAAAGCUGUUGAUCAGCCAAGACAGCUUUUCUGGGAGAAGAAACUAAGUGGACUGAAUGUGUAUGACAUAGCUGAAGAGUUGAUGAAGACCAUGGACCUUCCCAAAGGCCUUCAAGUGUCCUCCACUGCAGGGGUCGGCCCAGGCUACUCGGAUAAAACGCUCCUGUCUGCCAUCGCCAGCGCACUGCACACCAGCAGCGCCCCCAUCACAGGCCAGCUAUCUGCUGCUGUGGAGAAAAACCCCGGAGUCUGGCUCAACAGCACGCAGCCCCUCUGUAAGGCGUUCAUGGUGACUGACGAGGAUAUCAGGAAGCAGGAGGACCUGGUGUACAACGUGAGGAAGAGGCUGGAGGAUGCACUGAUGGCUGACAUGCUGGCUCAAGUAGAAGAGACCACCAGUGAUACAAAAUCAGUGAAGGAGGAGACCAACGGCAGCAGUGAAAUGGAGACUGUAUAGCCAUAUUGCAGUAUCCCUCUAUCGUGCUGACCUGCAGGACAUGAAAGCUCAUGCUGUCUCUUAAUGGAAAAGUUACACACUUGCUACUCUUUUCAGUGACCCUCCAAUUGAACUGUGAAACUUUGUGUUUUACACAGGCAGUUUCUAGGACCUUUUUUCACCUUUUUGUAAUGUUUUUUAAAAACAUUUUGGUUUGUUUUUAAAUUUGAGUCAGAUGUGAUGCCUUGCCAUACUCCAGAUGUGCUUACACACAAGCGCGCACACAGACAGAGAGAAUGCCAUCUCCAGCACAUCACAUCAUGAUGAGGGCUUUUUGUUAGACUAUGCUAGUUAAGUAGUUUAUGCAACUCUUGAGUUCUGAUCUAGUGUUUUGUCAACCCAGCAAUACGAUUAUACUCAUUAAAGGAGUUUUAAACACAGUAACGAUGUUAGGAUGUUACACAAAAUAUGGGCGUUCACAUGUAAUCACUCCCUGCUCUGAAAUAGGGUGACAUGCCUAGAACUAAUCUUUUCAUUAUUGGUGCUUUUCUUUUCCGUUGUGCAGAUCCUGACCGCUUCAUGUGGUGUUCUGCUCCUCAUCCAUUUUUUUUUUUUAAGGGCUUACAGUUAUACAGUGAAAAUAGAAAAACUACA
This is a messenger RNA of Hemibagrus wyckioides, 1626 nucleotides long. RefSeq names its product methyl-CpG binding domain protein 3a (gene mbd3a). The record is from RefSeq and is a predicted model, not a curated record. Lineage: Eukaryota; Metazoa; Chordata; Actinopteri; Siluriformes; Bagridae. The transcript is spliced from 7 exons. Gene Ontology annotation, molecular function: DNA binding. The coding region runs from base 154 to 993 and encodes 279 amino acids.